Molecule: messenger RNA, 2793 nt
Organism: Peromyscus californicus insignis
Lineage: Eukaryota; Metazoa; Chordata; Mammalia; Rodentia; Cricetidae
Product: tetratricopeptide repeat protein 38
Exons: 14
Coding region: 108-1493 (461 amino acids)
Molecular function (GO): protein binding
Source: RefSeq, a predicted model, not a curated record
CCCGCCCCCGUUCCCCAGCAAUAACACCCUCACCUCCCCGGAAGGCCUCAGGGACUUCCCAAAGCUUUGACCCAGUGCCCCUUACUCUGCAGACCAAAACCACAACCAUGUCACUGCGAGACUGCCAGGCGUGGAAGGAUGCUGGUCUCCCGCUCUCAACCACAAGCAAUGAAGCCUGCAAGCUGUUUGAUGCCUCCCUGACCCAGUAUGUCAAGUGGACCAAUGACAAGAGUCUUGGUGGCAUCGAGGGCUGCCUGUCUAAGCUCAAGGCAGCAGAUCCAACCUUUGCCAUGGGUCAUGCCAUCUCUAAUGGCCUUGUGCUCAUUGGCACGGGAAGUUCCGUGAAGCUGGACAAGGACCUGGACCGGGCUGUGAAGACGAUGGUGGAGGUCUCCCAAACCCAGACUCUGACGCUUCGGGAGCAGCUGCAUGUGUCUGCGGUGGAGACGUUUGCCAAGGGGAAUUUGCCCAAAGCUUGUGAUCUCUGGGAACAGAUCCUUCGGGACCACCCAACAGACAUGUUGGCCCUGAAGUUUUCCCAUGAUGCCUACUUUUACCUGGGCCAACAGGAGCAGAUGCGGGAUUCUGUGGCUCGAGUUUACCCCUUUUGGAAACCUGACGUCCCUCUUAGCAGCUAUGUGAAAGGCAUCUAUUCUUUUGGACUGAUGGAAACCAACUUCUAUGACCAGGCACUAAAGCUUGCCAAAGAGGCUCUAUCUGUUGAGCCAACAGAUGCAUGGUCAGUGCACACUGUUGCCCACGUACAUGAGAUGAGAGCAGAGAUCAAGGACGGGCUGGAGUUCAUGAAGAACACCGAAGGCCACUGGAAGGAUUCUGAUAUGCUCGCUUGCCAUAAUUAUUGGCACUGGGCCCUGUACUUUAUUGAGAAGGGAGACUAUGAGGCUGCGCUAACCAUCUAUGACAGCCAUAUCCUCCCCAGCCUGCAGGCCAGUGGUACCAUGCUGGAUAUGGUGGACAGCUGCUCCAUGCUCUACCGUCUUCAGAUGGAAGGGGUGCCCCUUGGCCAGCGCUGGCAGGCUGUCCUACCAGUCACGAAGAAGCAUACCCGAGACCACAUCCUUCUGUUCAAUGACGCUCACUUCCUGAUGGCCUCCCUGGGUGCACGGGACCUCCAGACCACACAGGAGCUGCUGACCACCCUGCAGGAGGCCAGCAAGUCCCCCGGGGAGAACUGCCAGCACCAGUUGGCACAAGAUGUGGGGCUGCCCCUGUGCCAGGCCCUUGUGGAGGCUGAGAACGGGAACCCUGACCGAGCCCUAGAACUUCUCUUGCCAAUCCGCUACCGAAUUGUCCAGAUUGGGGGCAGCAAUGCUCAGAGAGACGUCUUCAACCAGCUGCUGAUUCAUGUGGCCAUCAACUGCACCUCCAGCGCCCAUAAGAAUGUGGCCCGCAGGCUGAACUUGACAAAGGGAGACAGCCAGUGCCACCCUUUUGUCCAGCCUCCUGCCACCCCAGCCUACUUCCCAUUUUAGCCAUGCUGAAGUACACAGACAGCCAGUACAUCUGCUCUCAGGUCUUUGCAUGUGCUGUGCCCUCUGCCUGGGACAUUUUUUUUUCCUUGUCUGUUCUUUUAGGCCUCAGCUCUCAGUCAUUUCCAACCUUCCUGGGCUGGGGGUGGGAUGCAGUACUGAGCAGGUGGGUGUGAGGACCCUAUGAGAAAACCAGCUCAUCACCAGUUCAUCUGGACAGUCCCAUAACUGGUUAGGAGCAGAGGAUGAUGGUGGAUCUGGUGAGGGGGUGGAGGAGCAGAGGGGUGUCCCGUGGAGGUGUGGAGGGAGACUAAAUGUCCAGUGCACUUAGCCAGUGAGCCUGGUUAGGAGAGAAAGCCAUUGCCUAGAAGCUAGGGGUGUUUGGAGGAACUCCUACAGCCCUAACCAUUAUUUUUCCUGUCCCUGGCUCACCCCUACCCUGCCAAGGAGAGGGCCCCUGGGUCCCUGUCCUGUGAGAAGAGGUCUAGGCAGGUGCCUUGGCCAUUGAGCCAGAACCCAGCAGUGCAGGUGAUGGCUGGGAACAUUCGAACUACUCUGAACUCAGAAAUGCCAUGGACACAUGUCCCUGUUUAUGUCACUCCAUGUCCAUGUGCAAAAGCCAUACGUGAUGUGUAGUGGCUGAGUGCCCGGGGGACCUGCUGUAGGUAAGAGGUGGGGCCUGUGGUCACAGCUAGGGGGAUGUGGGCUGUGUGGACAGAGGAGCUGGCUGAGGGUUCAGCUGAGGCAGAUUCUAGGGUGCAGUGUGGCCCACCUGGAGUAGAUGCCAUGCAUCUGGUCCUGCCCAGGAGAGGUGAGGUAGUGUAGGGGAGAGAGGUGGCACAGCUGCCUGGGAAGACCCUGCAGGGUGGAGCAUUCCUUCAAGUGCCCACCCCCCCCCUGCAGCCCAGCCCCUUCACAGGCAAAAGCCCUCUACUGUGGUUUGGGUGGUUUGCGUAUGGACCCCCGGGUUCCAUAUGCUAGACAUGGGUUCUCCAGUUUGGAAGUGUUAAGAAGGGGAAGAGAGUUGAGAGAUGAGAACUCCUAGAAUGGGGUUCUGGGGCCCCAUCCUCAGAAGAUAUUAAAGUAGUUCUCAAGGAUCCCUAAUUAGUACUCUCCACAGGAGAAUGUUACAGAGCACAGUCCCUCAUUUGCUUUGCCUCUUCUGCAUUCUGCCCUUUGCCUUUCUGCCUCUCUUCCUUGUUUUCCCAACCAAACAGCCUUAUCUGGAGUCAGAUAAAGGCCUAUGCUUUGUACUUCCAGUCUCUGAAACCUAGCCAAAUAAAACUUUUAAUUAUACAAAGUG